Molecule: messenger RNA, 1676 nt
Organism: Habropoda laboriosa
Lineage: Eukaryota; Metazoa; Arthropoda; Insecta; Hymenoptera; Apidae
Product: putative protein FAM10A4
Exons: 5
Coding region: 69-1364 (431 amino acids)
Molecular function (GO): protein dimerization activity; Hsp70 protein binding
Source: RefSeq, a predicted model, not a curated record
UUUUUAAGAAUUUACUUCACAUUAUUCACUGAAAUUCACAUAAGUUAUAUAUUAUUAUUGGUAGCAAAAUGUCUGUUCCGUUAGAACCACAGCAUAUUGAAGUGCUGAAAACAUUUGUUGAUUUGUGCAUAAAAACUCCUGCAAUAUUACAUCAGCCAGAGUUUUCUUUUGUAAAAGAGUUCAUUGAACACUUUGGAGGAAAUAUACCAAAAGCCAAGAUUGAUGAAUCACCAAGCAAAGAGCCAAAAGAUGCAAAUGUACCCAAAGAAUCAAAACCAGAACCGAAACCAAUACCGAAAGAAGAACCGAAAGAAGAAGCAAAAGCAGAACCAGAACCAGAGGCUGGAGCAGAAAGUGAAGAAAGUGAUUUGGAAUUGGAUAUGACUGGAGUAAUUGAACCAGAUACAGAUGCUCCCCAAAAAAUGGGAAAUCUUACUUUACAACCAACAGAAGAAGAAAUUGCAGAAUCUCAAGCAAAACGUUCUGAAGCUGUAUCAGCAUUUGCAGAGAAAGAUUAUGAGAAAGCUAUAGAACUUUAUACUGAAGCUAUUGUACUAAAUCCACAGGCUGCUUUACUUUAUGCUAAACGUGGUCAAAUUUAUUUAAUAUUAAAUAAGCCUAAUGCUUGCAUUCGCGAUUGUGAUCGCGCCUUGGAACUUAAUCCGGAUAGCGCUGCCGCUCACAAGUUUAGAGGACGGGCCUAUCACUUGCUUGGAAAAUUCGAGGAAGCAGUUACUGACUUAAGACUUGCUUGCAAAUUUGACUUUGAUGAACAAGCUGAUGAAUGGCUACGGGAAGUUACUCCAAAUGCUCGAAAGAUCGAGGAGCACAACAGAAAGAAGGAGCGCAAAAUACAGGAACAACUGGAGAAAGAGAGACAAGAGAUGGCGAAGAUAGCUCAGGAAGCCGCGAAAGCCUACAGAGAGAACACCCGCACCUCUCAAACUGAUGCAAGCGGAAAUGUACCUGGUCUUUCAAAAUUCGUCAACGAUCCAGGAGUUGCCGAAGUUUUCAAAGAUCCAGAAUUAGUAGAAGUCUUAAACGAAAUUACCGAGAAUCCGGAAAAUCUUUUGAAGUAUCAGAGUAACCCGAAGGUUAUGUCGUGUAUAGAGAAACUACUUAAGAUAUUUCUCAAAACCGGUGGCGUUCCUUAUGCGGUGCGAAAAAUGUCUAGUCCCGCGACUGCCCGUGCUGCUGCCUGCGCCGCCGCCUGCGCCGCCGCUGCUGCUGCUGCUGGUACUGAAGCUGCUAAAGGUAAAGCUAAAGCUGGAGCAGAAACUGGUGCUGAAUCUAAAGCUGAAACUGAUACUGAUGCAAAGUCAACCACACCAGAAGCAAAACCAGAAGAUGUUGGCCUCGACUAAAGCUGCUGCUCUUCUCCUUCAAGAAAUUCCUUCUCGAUUUAUACUCGUUCGAUUAACAAAAACUUCGGAUACUUGAUUAUGAAACUGGUCACUGUACGAAACGACGCACGGUGUCUUAUUAAAAAGGAAAACAAACGAUUAAUUAAGCUGGAACGUAGAAAUAAUUAUCCUCGUUGCUACAUGAAAUGAUAUUUUUCAGAGAAUUUAUUCGUUUCGGAACUGUCUCGAGGAAGAGAUGCAAUUAUAAAAAGUCCUACGGUGUAGCUUAAAGUUAGGAUCGUAUUUUAAAUACGGAGUAUAAUUGGUACUUGU